Molecule: messenger RNA, 4505 nt
Organism: Dendronephthya gigantea
Lineage: Eukaryota; Metazoa; Cnidaria; Anthozoa; Malacalcyonacea; Nephtheidae
Product: serine/threonine-protein kinase ULK4-like
Exons: 6
Coding region: 259-4266 (1335 amino acids)
Biological process (GO): protein phosphorylation
Molecular function (GO): ATP binding; protein kinase activity
Source: RefSeq, a predicted model, not a curated record
UUCUCAUCGUGAAAUUUGAAUAUUUUUUUUUCUUAGUUUACAAAGCAAUAGAGGUCUGAAAAUACUAAAAAAGAAGAAUACUAUUAUUAUUGACGAGAAGAAGUGAUUUUCUAAUAUUUUUGAACGGACAAAAGCUAGUGUUAUAUUUUCGCGCCGUUUCAACUUUCAAAACAAAUAUGGCGGUUGACAAUGACAGGGAGGAAAAUCCGUUUGUUUGAAGUUUGAACGAUUGUUUUUGUACAUUUAAUUCAAAGAACCAUGGAAAAUUAUGUUUUGUACGACGAAUUAGGAAGAGGGACGUAUUCUGUCGUUUACAAAGGAAGAAAAAAGGGUUCCGUAGAAUACGUUGCCGUGCAUUGCGCUGAGAAAACUAAACGACAAGAACUACAAAACAUCGUUCAACUGACGCACGAGCUGUCACAUGAUAAUAUUGUCAUGUUUUACGAAUGGUACGAAACGACAAAUCAUAUAUGGAUGAUUGUGGAGCUUUGUACGGGCCAGAGUCUGUCUGUUAUGUUAGAAAAGGACGGAUGCUUUCCUGAAACGAGUGUGCAAAGUUUUGGACUGGAUAUUGCAAGGGGUCUGCACUAUUUGCAUGGUCUGGGAAUACUAUAUUGCGACUUGAGGUGCUCUAAGCUUAUUUUGGAUGGAUAUGGUAAAGUCAAGCUUAGUAAUUUCUCCCUUGCAAAAAUUGAAGAUGAAUGUGGUAUUGAUGAGAAUGAAGGUAGUAUUAACGACGAGGCCCGUAGGCCAUCGCCAAUGUAUAUGGCUCCUGAGGUCCUCCAUGGUCAUCCUCACUCAGUUUCCAGUGAAUUGUGGUCAUUUGGCUGUGUCCUUUAUGAACUAUUUACAGGGCGUUUACCAUUUGAGGGUGACUCCUUUUCAGAGUUGGUCACUAAAGUUAUGACCCAAAACCUUUUAUACCCUUUACAGGUGAUUAAUGGGAUAGAAAUGGGUCCCUCCGAUGAAUUUUAUAGCUUAGUCCAAAUGCUAUUGUGCAAGGAUAAAGAGUCACGUUUAUCAUGGAGUGAAUUACUUCCUCACCCUUUUUGGGAAGGCAGAUUACAGCUAUCUGUGGAUGAUGUGGAUGAAGAACUUGAACCAAACAAUUUUAAACUAGAAAAACCUGUCUUAGAACAAGAGAAACCUGUUCUGAUGCACAGAGAGGAAAAGGAACAAAAAGUGCUAGCAACUGAUGAUGGGAAAUUUUUGAAGAAAUCAAACUUACAACAAAGAGUUGCAACAAAAUCCAAAGAUGACAGGCCAGGGCAGGUUAUAAAACAGAGACCAGAUUCUGCACCAAAUAGUAGCAGUACAGGCAUUCAACAUGGCACCUACAAAGUUGGCCAAUUACGUCCACAUACAACACAGUCAAACUUGUCAAAGACACGAAAACUGGCAAAAGAGGUCAACACAAGCAAAGGCAAAGUUUCAACAAAGUCUAGCAUGCCCAGAAAAAAACAAACAAAAGAAACCAUUGGAAUGCUUAGCAAUGAUGAUAAGUUUAAAAACAAACCGGUUGAUGCUGUACCAAAGUCAGAAAGUAAAAAUCAUACUUUAAUUGCAAUAGAGGCUGUUGGUGGCUUUGAUGUGGAAAACAUAUUGUAUCAUUCAUCAGAUUCAAUUGUUACUUCUAUUGUUGACAACCCCAAAAUCAAGAAGAUAGUUAUGCCAAAAUGGGAUGCAAAAACAUUAGGAAGAACUCCACUAACUGCAGAACAACUACAGGAAGCAAACAAUGAUGAGCUAACCAAGUAUUUUAAGGAGAUUUUAAAACUUCUUGGGGAAUCAAAACAGAGCACCAGUCAUUCUGGUGGUGUUGGUCAGAGAAGUAAACUUCAUUGUGCAGCUUAUUUGAUGUCAAUUUUUCAGAGUGCUGAUGUUGCAAAUUUGGUUGCUAAUUCUAAUUUGGUCACUGGUUUUUUGCAAGUCAUUAAGCACUCCCCAUCUGCUGAUUUGAAGGCUAGACUAGGUCUAGCAUUGGGAUUCCUUGCUGGCAACGCAACACUGAUCUCGGACACCUUUAAUAUGUCUGAAGUGUUCAUGGUACUGUCGGAGACUAUCAGAGACAACUUCAGGAACUCAAAGUUAAAGCAAUCGCUUUUGCCAUGUCUCGGAGAGUUUCUGUUUUACGCUGCUACCCAGGAAGAAAAUGAAGACAGAGUGAAUGAAAAUUGGGAUGUACCAGGCAUUACGUAUACGAUCAUCGUGAAAUGUCUACGAGAGGGGGAAGACAGUGUCGUACAACAUUACGCUGCAAAAACAAUAGAAAAUGUCGCAACUACGGACACCCAGCAUUGCGAGAAAUUCGCCACGGCUGAAACAGCUCAGAUGCUCUGGAACCUUUUCACUCAUUGUUCUGGCGAUUCGCAAAAAUCAACUGCCAUUUCGGCGCUGUGUCGCCUCACUGGUCAUUCCGUUGCGCUUUUCCAACACGUCAUUGACAAUGCGGGUCUGCCAACUGUCCUCAAUAACCUAGUCAGCGGCGUUACCAAAGUACAGCAGGCCAUCAUAACAAUGCUUGCGGCAUUAGUGAGUAAAGGUGCCCAUACGAAACGCCUGAUCAUAAGCAAAGAGUUUGUACAUAAAGUGAUGCAUUUUCUUGACAGUCCUUCACUUGUAAUCCGCAGUAAAGCCUUCGUCGCAGUCGCCGCCAUGUCACGUGAACAUAAUGCCUUAUCACGUGAACACAACGCAGUAUCACGUGAACACCCAAUUGUAUCACGUGAAAAUCACGUGGCCCUACUUCACUGCUGUCAGUCGAGAUUGGUCACGUACAUCGAGCGUGAUGCGAAGAGGCAAACCCCAGUGAAGGGCGACGUUGAGUCAUUGGACUAUCUUAGGAAUUGCCUAAAUUUGUGCAUUCAGACCGUGUGUCGUUGCGUGCCAAGCGUUCUUCACAAUCUCCUAGUCGCAUUGGAUGCAGUAUCUGGCAGGAGGCAUCCGUCUGCAGUGCAAAGCAAGGAGCUGAAGUCUUGCAUUCCGUUGCUAUCGAUUGUAUUACAUCUGGUUACCAGUAGUGUGUUUAGAGAAAGCGUGGUCAAUGAACUGUUUGUCCAAAGUUUAGGUCGAUUGGUAUCACACGUGGCGUCUAUUAAUAAAGGUUCAACCAGUAUCAGCAGCACUCCAAGACAGGCACCAACAGGCGAUCCGCUUACCAAUCUAGUGCUGUCCAUAAUCGAGGCAAUCGCUCAACAUCCUUCACUGCUGCUUCAGUACCGUGGCCUGGUUAUAGAAAAUGUUCUGCCUCAUCUGGCUGUGUUGACUUCCAGUAAAGAAGGGGAUGUUCGCAUGUUUUGUUUUAAGAUGUUUGCUGAUGUGGCAGCCGUUUUUCUAGACAGUGAAACGUUGAAUGACGAUCAAGGAAAGGAAUCCGCCAUGUGGUUAUCUAAGUUGAUCACGACUGAACUUCUUCCUCAAUAUGAGGUCAUCCUACAAGAUCAGGAUCCCCUACCUUCCUACGCUUUAAAGUUGUUGCUUGCUUUUCUCGAGCACUCUCCGACAUUCUCCGAAGUCGUAAUCGAAAAAGAGAUCGUCAGCAUUUUGGGCGAAAUCUUGGACCGGCAUAACGGCGAUGUGUCCGGUUCGACCGUGCAAACAAUUAUCAGUCUAUUGGAUUGUCUUGUUUCUUCGACCGCUGACCUGUGGCCAUUGUAUGAACAAGGGCUCAUCGACCACGUGACAACCUUGUUUGUAAGUGGAGCCGCCUUAAUUAACCAAAAUGACGAUGAACGUAAUUUAUCUGAAGUCAUUCUUCCGUUGCUUGAUACUGUUCAUGGCAUUAUGAAAUACUCAUCGAAGGUGGUGCGUGAGGCCUUUCAAGCUAAGUCAACGGGUGACGGAGCUGCUCUAACUCAGAAAGCAGAACAGGUUUUACUCGAGGGUAAACCUUUGGUGGAACUGACAGGAGUUUUAGUUCAGUUCCUCUGUCACUAUGAUUCCGACAUCCAGGAAUGGGCAUUGCGCUGUUUAUACCAAGUGGUGGAGUUAUUCGGAGGAACGCAUGAGGAUGCAAUGAGCGUUGAAAACAUUCGCUAUUUUGCCGAGGCGUUGUUAUCUUCAGAUUUAAAAAAACAGAAGCAAAUUUUGCGCAUCGUGAAACGUUUGGUUACAUCCAGCACGUGGCAUGCCGCUGCGCUUAAGGAACGUGGGGACGCGUUAGUUGAUGCUAUGGUGCAAAUUACUAAGGUUGAAAACGUCUCUGAAGAUACAAACGCGGUUAAAUCGCUAGUUGUUGAAAUAACUAAGGGAGCUGGAAUUGCAUAGACCUCUAGUUAUAGUGUGUUAUAUGCAAUAACUCAUGAUUAGUCUUAGACUAACUGAUUUCGUUUCUCGUUGUGACUCUAUUUUGGUUUGGUCAUUAUUAGGCCACUUGUUUUGCACUAAUAUUAUAGUAGGAAGUGAGAGUGAGCUGGAUAAGUGAUUCUCAGCCCCCCCCCCCUGCUUGUGAAUGUUUAUCAGGUGCGAAAUUAAAGGUUGUGUAAAUUUAGGGAAGGAAUGACUAG